AUGUCUCAAUCCCAGACCGACGAGCUAGCUCUUUUGGACGAGGACGACAGCAUGGACCCAGACGACCCGGAGGACGAGACGCAGGGAAUGGAGAUCCCGGCGGGCUUUCGCCUUCAAGAAUCUACCCCCGCUGCUCUUGACAGAUUGCUUUUGCAACGUGGAGUGCUUGCUCGGCUGGGCAUGGGGUGGUUCGGUGGGUUGAUCAUUCAGCGAUCUCCGCAGCGCCACCUGUACGACUACUGUGUGCAGCUGGAAGUAGACCACACAGUACGCGCAAUAUGA
Ectocarpus sp. CCAP 1310/34 is the source of this 282-nucleotide messenger RNA. The record is from the annotation of a GenBank genome assembly. Lineage: Eukaryota; Phaeophyceae; Ectocarpales; Ectocarpaceae.